UUACAACCAAACAAAGUUUUCCACUUUAUAAUAUUAGAAUAGAUUGCAAAUCAAUUACUUUAUCAUUAUGUACUGAGCUCUUGAAAUGGGACGGAGGGAAAGAUGAACAUAAAUGCCACAAUGCAGGUAGGUGCCGCGCCUUCUUUUAGGUCAAAUUCAUACGGUGGGCAUGACCAAAACGAUCAGUUACUAGUGGACUAACGAGGCGUUCGGGUUCUUGAGACAUCUGUCAACGAUUUUUGGUAUAACAAAAAAAAAUUGAGUCUAAAGAAGACGUAUAAGGGUGAUUUAUAAACAGUAACGUUCCUCGUCCCUCAUACCCCGCAUUUUGGCGCGUUUCUUAAGCGAUUUUCCGUUAUGGCACCUCCGCUCAUUAUUUUGUCCUCCAUGUGGUACAGCUGAGUUCAUAUGUUUUUCUAUGCUAAUGUUGCCACGUUAGAAAAAGCUGUGCUACCGCGAGAAAAUAUCUUAUUCGUGUAGUUUUCCCCUACAUACAAUUAUUGCGUUCGUGCUUUAGGACACCUUAUGACUGUGGUUUAAAGCUCAAUUUUGUUUUGGCCUUACAAAAUCACACUAUGUUCUUUUAUAAUUUUUUUACCACUCUCACAGACUGCAGAGAUACAUACUCCACAGAUAUAUGAAAACUAAAAUAUUUUUGAAUCAAGGUCAGCCCAGAUUACUCGUGUAAACUCAGUUCAGCGGUUCGGCGAUCAGACUACAUACAAGUCCUGUCUAUAUUUGUUUUAUAUUUAUGUGAUUGUAUUGAAGAAGAUUGUCUACAAAAGAAGAUGGCGUUGCUUACACCAGUCACGUUGUCCGGCGACAACCUGGGCCAACGUCACCGACACCUCAACAGCUUAGUGCGCGAGGCUCAUGAGAGCGGAGCCAAGUUCCCUGAUGUGGAGGCUCUGCCCGAACUGUCUCCGCUCGACCGACUCUUCAAGAUAGACCUCGCCGUCAAACUGCAACAUGUGCACUACAUAAUACAUAACCUGAAACACGACGACAUGCUGUACGUGAGCAGAGCCCUGAGAGCGACCUGGCUAGUACACCACCACGACAUCAUUAACCCCAAACACUUGGAAGACGUACUCUUCCCAGAGAUGCUGGCGCCGGCGGUCACCAGAAUGAAACACUGGCUCUACAUCAACCUGCGAGAGCCAGCAAUGUGCCAGCAGUUCUAUCAGCACUACAAACCGGACUCCUUUGACUAUGCCAUAAAGUUCCUUAACCACUGCAGCCAAGACUUCAUACUGGAGGAGGUUCCCAACAUACUGGCAAAAAUAUCCUGUCAUUAUUUGAAGGUACUGUGUGAGAAAUGUCCUCAAGUUGCUAAAAUAUACUUCGAUGCGUUGGCGACGGAUGAUGAUGUGAAAGCGCGCUAUCUCGCACAAGAGAAGGUCUACUACAACAGCGUGAAGUGCGUGCUGAAGUCGGACGCCGAUGUGUUCCUCGACAUCACGGAGAAGUAUUUCAACAUGAACAGCUUUAGUCGCCUCAGUCCAUCGGCGACUGACUACAUCGUGCGCUGUCACAAAGCUAGAUUGUGGAGUAAGUUGGAGCUGUACGCGGCGUAUAUCCUGCACAUCCCGAGCCUCGCCGCUCGGCUCAGUGUCGAGGAGUGUCAGGAAGUAGUGCUGCAGCUCGCUCGGGCGAGCUACCUGCAGCAUUGGUUCAGUUAUAAAGCCGUGGAACCGCUGAUAAAGCGACUCAGUCCCGACAAGAGAGCCGCAUUCAAGAAACGAGUGUUCGUGGAGAAGGACGUGGGAGAGCCUGUGCCGGACUGGCCCUACUCCACGCCGGAUCCUCCGUUGCAGACCGACUCUGAUCCGUAUGUAUUUGAUGACGAAGAAUUUAGUACUGUCUGCGGGAUAAAAGUGACAAAGCGAUUGAUAAAAAAAAGGAGAGGUUACGAUGACUAUGUUGAAAUUGUAUCUUGUGAGAAUAUUGACAAAGUAAAAACUGACUUAGACCGAUUGUUCGAAGAGUUCCGUUUCAUUGGGUUUGAUCGUGCUCUGCACGAGCUUGGACAGCGGUUACAGGCUGCGAGUUCAGUUGAGAGACGGCGCGAUAUUUUCCUCGUGUUGGUGAGCAAGACCGGCGGCCGUAGUGAAGCUGUGUCGGCGCUAUUACGUUUAGCAGCACGUCACAGUAACGAACCGCCACACAUACGCGCCUCUAUACUGCGCAGUCUCGUGAAGCGUGCCAACGUGUGGCGUCUGCCUGCUGACGUCUGGCAACAUUUGCUGGAGUUCGGCCAUGGUCUCGGACUCGACGGGGGACCUCCCGAAGCCGCGUGCCGUGAGGGGCUGCACGCCGUUGUGAUUCGCCAAUUACUAGCUGGCGAAUGUGAACAAGCUAUCCGCGUCGCGUUUUUGAAUGAUUUUUCCACGCUGACAGAAUAUUCCCUGAAGAAGGACGAACGAGAGCGUGUUGCCGUCGGUCUCCAGAACAUGUUAGCAGCUUCAGCUGCAGACGCAGAACCGUCGGAAGCCGCAGAACGGCUCGGUCAGACGCUUGAUAUAAUUUUUAAUUACGGCAUUGGUGUCCACGCAGCAUUGCCCACGGUUAUGGCUGUGAAGAGUUUAGCUUUACGUGAUGGAGAAGUUUCUCGCUACUUAUUAAGACGACUAUACGAUGCUAGAAUUGGACGUCGUGAAUUACUCCGUGAGAAUUUAAAGUUUCGAUGUGAUCAGGCAGCGUUUCUUAACGCACUACGUCACGACCCAGCCGCUCUCGAAGUGGAGACUAUCGCAGAUGAGGUAGCUUUAGGUGGAUCACGUUUUGAUGUAUUAAUUUCGAAACUUGUGGUAUACUUCAACCAUGACAAAGAUGAUAUUACGGGCCGGCUAAGUCACGUAUUUCAGGAGAGAGUUUCAAAACGACCGGAAAACCGAAGGAAGAUUAUAAAAAAAACGAAUGUUUAUAGAAGACGUCCUAAGAAUGUCAAUUUGACCCGAGCGCUUGCAAGUCUUCUGUGCCAACAGUUUGGGAAAGUCUUGACUGAAUCGGACACAGAAGGCUCAUCAUAUGCGACGUAUGGUGCAGCGCUAAGGGCGUGCGCACACCGCGCCCGGCCAGCCAUCAACUUGGCGGAGUGGGGCUGGCGCAAGGCUGGUGUGAAAGCUGUCGCGACGCUCGCGAUGCGCUGUCGGGAAGCGGAGAGAGCCUCGCUAACUCGUGCGCUAGCGGCCGAGCGGCGCACGGUGAGAGUAGCCUUAGCGCUCAGCAUGCGCUCUGCGGGCGGCGCAGUGCUCGACACCUUCGCGGCAGCAGUCAAGCUGCGCCCAGCAGUCGCGCUGCGAGUAGCGUUGCUGUACUUCCGACGGUUUGGUGCUAGCGCUGAUAAGGUUUGGGAGCUGGUGAAACCUCUGUUUUCCACUGUCGACUUGGGACCACGCGAGAGGCUUCGUGAAUCACUUAGAAACGCUGGCUGGAGAUCUACAAUUGCAGCUGACUAUUGGGCUACAGUAUAUCUUGCUCUGCAUAAAAUUCCGAACUCGAAAUCCCUGUUCAUACUUCGCAGUGUGUGUUCGCUUCUUCCAGAAAUCAGACAAGACACACUUGAGAACGUUCUGCUUUGUAUGUUUAAUACUACUGAAGACGAUAUACCGGUGAUACCUUUUCCUGCACUGUAUGUCAGAUAUCUGAUGUUGGCUAGAAGUGAUCAAGAUUUCGAAGAGAGGUGUAGUAAGAUCGGUAAUCAGUUUUUCGAGAUUUUAGAAAACUUACGCCGAGAAGGAGCUUCUGCUUUUGAAAGAAGAUUGCAUCAGAUUUUGGCUUGUUUAAAAUAUAACGCUGCGUUUAUGGACACUGACUACACCUGCUGUUUGUUAGUAAUAGAUAAGGUCUUAGCGUGGAUACAAACAUUCAAGCCCAAACAGGAAUUCUUCGACACGUAUGUACAGGUACAUCUGACAAUGUUGUACUACAGAGCAGUGAGGCAGAGCAUGAAACAGAUGCCGGACGUGUUCGCUGAUGUGAAGCGGAGGAAGUCGGAGGGCGUGGAGGCUGUGGGCUUCGUCCUCGGGAGGUACAUAGUGAAGGAGGUGGCCCAGCUCGUGGAAACAUACUUCGACUCCAUAAUAGAGCUGUAUUCUAGUGCUUUGGGUGGCUACUUUGAUCAAUUCAGUUGCGGGAAAUCGAGAUCAAAGUUCAUUGGAGCCGUGCUUCGGGGUAUGAUGGCGGACGGAGUGGGUCUGCAGCGGCGCUUGGUGGUGUAUGCGUUAAGAGAUCGAGGAUACGAUAUGGAGGACCAUUUGAGAAUAGAAAUCACAAAAGAAAUAGAACAAGAUAAGGCUGUUGAGAUUUUCGUAUAUGCUGUUAUUGAAUAACCUGAUUAAUAUUUUUCAUCCCACCAUCUCGGAAAGAGUAGUUUUACUCUUUGAUAUCUGAGUGCAAAAGCCGUUUUUAUCCUCUAGAGCGGCAAAGUGAUUUGAAUUUAGAACAUCGUGUGCAAUACUCCAUUUGUGACAAUCUUGAUAAGACUUUUCAAAUAAAUACAUUUUAAACAAAUAAAAUAUUGGUUAAAAUAAUUAUUCAAUUAAUUAAGUAAUUUUUAUUAUUGUUUUUACAUAGAUUUUUAACCUCGUUUCAUUUUUAAACUGAGUUUCAAAUAAAUGAACUUUAAUAGGUACUUCUUUUUAAUUUGAUACUCAUAUGUGCGCGCCAUUUUGUUUUUUUGAAUUUCUUGCUCGGUCAUUAAAUUGAGCCCGCGGUUAAAAACCAACUUUGCACUCUUGUAUAACAAAUAACUAUUGUCAUUGAGUCAUCUGUGUUAUAGGAUUUUGUAGGUCAUCAAAACGACUUCAUUGGUAAAUCGUUAUUUUUAAAUAACAGAGCCUACCUUCAUGUUAAUAACUUCGUUUUGAUAACAUGUUUCGUGAGUGUUAAGUGCUUUUGGUUAAUUUUGAUUAAUGUGUUUUCUGCUAUAUAAUAUAAUUUAAUUAAGACACUAUUAUUGUUUUUUACAAAUUGAUAUAUAUGAGAAUGUUUAAUAUUGUUCUGAUUUCAAAUAUAUGACAUGAAAUCGA
Messenger RNA from Helicoverpa armigera (cotton bollworm), 5033 nucleotides. RefSeq lists its product as uncharacterized. Bases 789 to 4334 code for a protein of 1181 amino acids. NCBI's taxonomy places the organism in Eukaryota, Metazoa, Arthropoda, Insecta, Lepidoptera, Noctuidae. The transcript is spliced from 2 exons. The record is from RefSeq and is a predicted model, not a curated record.